AUGGGAGGAUCGGGUUUAAAAGGCGCAAAAUUCGAAACCGCGCGGAGAGCAGCACGCGGCCCGUUACCGUGGAGACUGCGAAUAAGCCACCUGCAGCUCAGUGAAACUGAGUCAUGGAGACCACCGCUGGACGGUUUGAAGCACUUGCACAUCCUGAAGCCCCACUACCCCAGUACUCACAUGGCACCUCACACUCCUAGGAAUGAGAGGGUUAAGAGUGCACGCACAGAUCUACACACACCAAGGGGCAGCUGGGAUUCUGGAGGCAGCGGUCAGGAGUCCAUCUGCUUGGAUAGUACACUUGAAACUCCAAAGGAAAACCAUGAGCAAAGCUCAUGUUUUAAUUUGCACAGAUUGGAGAGACCAAAAGACUUGGAAAGAGACUUUAAGAAACCACACUCACUACAAACAGGUUGGUGUGAGACUCCUAAAUUAACCAAAAAGGAUGCUUCGCUGCGCAGACGCCUCCUCAUGUCCAAAUCGGCCACAGAUGGAAAGACUAAUGGCUCUAAAACGCCAGGCUGCAGAGAAUCUGGCACACAUGGCUAUGUGGGCAGCAUGAGCUUUGACUCUCCAGACAUGAGUCCGACAGGACCCCUGUCCUACAGCACUUUAAAAACUGAGGCCAUGGCUUUGUCUUGUAGGAAACGACGACUCUUGUUCUCUCAAGCAAUAACCUCAACUCUUGAAAGUGGAAGGAGUGGAGUGACCAGUCCUGUGCUGCGGGAAGGUGGUUCUCUUUCAGAACCUGACCUUAACGAGAGCAUUAUAUCAGGUCUGCUUGUUCCAGAGAUGCCUGAGACGCCCCAGGGUAGUAACUAUGUCCCGUUGGCAAAGGAAAACUUCCAGACUCCCAUUAACUGCCUGGCAGCAAAUCUUUGUGAGAGUUUGAGUGUCCUAAGCACACCAUCUUGCACUCCGAUUUCAAAGUUAGACGCCUCUGCAUCAGAAGACAGUGGCUUCAGCUCUCUAGGUCUAGAUAAGUCUCAGGAUUACUCCAUAGAUGAAGUCUCUUUCCAGGAUGUGGUGCUGCCAUCGGCAUCCCACAGCAGGGAGAAGAGGCGCUCGCGGCUGGACCGCCAGCGCAGGUUGUCUACGCUGAGGGAGGGCGGCUCCCAGUCAGAAGAGGAGCCCAGAGCCCAGCAGGUGGACACACAGGGCCUGAAGGAUGAAGAAGUUUUCCUGGAGGCAACACCAGUAGGAGCUGCUAGAGUCAAGCUACAGGAUCUGUCCCUCACCCCUGCCCUUCAGAUGGUGCAUGCCAUGAGCCGAUGCAGUAAGCGCAUUCUGUCCCAAAACAACAGCCUGGAAAAGCUGCUUCGGGUCUCGACCCUUGAUGGGUCCAUCAGAACCACCCUGCCCCUCUCUGGCCUCAUUGGCAGGAAGAUGGGCCUGGGUAAGCUGGAUAUCCUCACUGAGCUCAGCAAGAGGAACCUUCACCAUGUGCUGGCCGUCAUCCUUAAGCUGCUAUCCCCACAGGACAUUUACAUAUGUGGCCAGGUGUCUGAUAGCUGGGAUGAAAUUAUCUUGCAAGAUAAAAAGGCAUGCCGCAGGAGGAAGAUGUAUGAGAAGGAGAGGAAGGUAGCACUUGAGAUGGGCAGUGCAGCUCGUGUCCUGGACGCUGAGACCAGGUUGAACCUAGCAUGUCGAUCUGCUCUGAGCAGCGUCCAGGCCCAAGCCAAAACCCCAAGUUCUCUCACACACACUCCUGCAGCCAGAAGGACUCACACCCCCUUACAGCAUCUGACUCCUCAUUCCAGCACCAAACGCCAGGAGUUCCUACAGGUGGCCAAAACCCUGUUCAGUGAUGAGUGCCUGAAGCAGUGUCCACGCUGCCAGCACCCUGCUCGCUGUCAUGCGGUGCGUGGGGAGGGCAUCUGCAGCUGGUCCGAUUGCCUCUUCCACUUCUGCACCUCCUGCCUGUGUUCCUACCACGGCUCCAGAGACUGUGCUCAUCUGAGCACUAAAAACAGGAGCAGGAAGGACGUUCUGCCUGGCAGUGCCCAGAGCAAGCGCAACGUGAGGAGAUUGUGA
This is a messenger RNA of Colossoma macropomum (tambaqui), 2034 nucleotides long. It is a transcript of the gene fbxo43, whose product is annotated as F-box protein 43. The record is from RefSeq and is a predicted model, not a curated record. Gene Ontology annotation, cellular component: nucleus. NCBI's taxonomy places the organism in Eukaryota, Metazoa, Chordata, Actinopteri, Characiformes, Serrasalmidae. Gene Ontology annotation, biological process: negative regulation of meiotic nuclear division; regulation of mitotic nuclear division. Gene Ontology annotation, molecular function: protein binding.